AUGGCUAUAGUCGUGAUUACAAAAACACAAAUUACAAAUAACUUCAACAAGUAUUGGAAGGUUUCAAAUUCUCAAAACUUUGUAUUAAAAAAUAACAAAGGAGUAGGAAUUAUUAUCAUGUUCAAAACAGAAAUUGUACAACACAUAGAUAAUAUAGACAAGUUCCUGGGAAGAGAUAUCUGUAUAAAUCUAUACUAUAAAAACAACAACAAAGUCAAUAUUAUUGGAAUAUAUGUUUCAGUAUCUCUUAAUAGCAACUACAAACAAUUUUUAAGCUGGACAAAUCAAAAAAUCUGGGAAAAAAACAACAAAGACUUCUUUACUAUUAUACUGGGAGACUUUAAUAGACUAGCAAACCCAAAACUUGAUAAACUUCACCACUCAAAAACCAACUGCAAAACAUGA
Molecule: messenger RNA, 405 nt
Organism: Acaulospora morrowiae
Lineage: Eukaryota; Fungi; Glomeromycota; Glomeromycetes; Diversisporales; Acaulosporaceae
Source: the annotation of a GenBank genome assembly